UAACAAGGGGUGACCGCUACAUUCUUGUUUUGGCUGCAAUCAGACAACGAUUUACUUCUUAUUCUCGGACUCGUUAUUAUGGAUCUCGACGCGCUCGCACUUGACAAAUCGAAUCAUACCUUCACCACCUGGUUGACAGAAUUAAAGAAACCUGAAUCAAUCAAAUUCCUUGCGGGUAUCGCGGCUGAGGUUAGAGGGGAACAUCCAUCGUCUUUCAAACUCCUGAUAGGUGCCUUCAAUGCUUGUCUAGUCUGCCACUUCGAAAAUAAUGAGGAACUCGAUACUGUUAUCCGUUUUCCUCAACCGGGAAGGGUCCGGUUUCCAGAGGAAAAGGUCCGCAAAGAGGUGGCAGUCCUGCGCUUCAUCGAACAAUAUGCGUCAAUUCCUGUGCCACGGGUCCUUGGUACGGGCAAAUGCAAGCUAGGCCCCUACAUCAUCAUGCCCUUUGUACCUGGCAUCAAUCUAUCCGAUGUGCUACAAAUGUCAGAGGCUGAAUUUGUGUUGAAGGACGACAUUGAGGAAAUCGUUCUUAAGAGAGCCUAUCGUGUCAUGGCGGAUGUGAUGGUCGAGCUUCGUCGCUUUGCAUUUGACAGGAUUGCUUCCAUUACUGAGAAUGGUAGCACCGAAGGUCGCCCACUGACAGGCGACAUGGUGUUUCUGGCAGAAUGUGGCAAUAUCCAACCCAUCACACAGACAAAUGAAACAUUUUCAUCCAGCCGCAGCUAUCUCCAAAGUUUGGUUGCGCAGCUUUUUCGACAACUCGAUACGCAACGCCAUGAUAUUGUUGCAGAUGAGGCCGACUGUAGGCGGAAAUAUAUUGCGCGAUGUUUAUUCAAGAGGAUUGUCGCAUCACUGCCACUCGAACCUGAUGGUCCCUUCUGCUUAGCAUGUGAUGAUUUUCGGCCUUCGAAUGUACUCGUUGAUGAGGAAUUAAAUAUCACAGCAGUCAUCGACUGGGAAUUUUGCUACGCUGGACCUCUUGAGUAUGCGUAUAGUCUUCCGUUCUGGCUACUCCUUCAACGACCAGAGAGAUAUAAGCCGAAUCUGUUGACCUUCGAGGCAGUCUACAAUUCGAGGUUGCCCAUCUUCUUGGCAGCACUACGAGAAGCUGAAUCGUUGGCAAUUGAAAGAGGCACUCUGGCUUCCUCAGAGCGCCUGUCAACGAUGAUGGAGAGUGACGUGGCUAAAGACCGAUUUUGGAUCUUUUACGCUGCGAGGAACAACUAUGCAUUUGACGAAAUAUACUGGACAUUUAUUCACGGCAAAUACUUUGACACAGAAAGAGAGGACGAAUUGUUAGAGCACCUCUCAGAUGAGGAGAGGCGAAACCUACCCGCGUUGGUUCAGCGCAAAAUGGAAGAGCAAAAAUCAUCUGAACUAGCCGACUGGGAGAGCAACGAAGAAUGGAAAGCAGACGGCCUAUAAUGCCCUAAUAAGAGGGGCGUUGAUGGGAUCACGCUCGUCUUGCGCCAUGUUAUAAUAUUGCAUCAUAUGAAGAAACCUUCGUUUUCUGUCUUUUUUUUCUCGUUAUUGGUAGCAUUAGCACUAGA
Molecule: messenger RNA, 1550 nt
Organism: Xylona heveae TC161
Lineage: Eukaryota; Fungi; Ascomycota; Xylonomycetes; Xylonales; Xylonaceae
Product: kinase-like protein
Exons: 1
Coding region: 79-1425 (448 amino acids)
Source: RefSeq, a predicted model, not a curated record